CCUCAAUCUCUCCUGCCCAAAGUUGGGAAUGCUUAGGCCUUUGAAUUUAUCUUUUUUUAGUAGGUAGGUAGGCAAUAAGGAUGGGCAGGUGCAUCGGGUCAUGGAGUACCUACUCGCCACCCAGGUCCUUAAGGUAUCAGGCAGUGUUUUGGAAGGAGAAACUGUCCUCAUGUUGAAGACCAAUUGCAUAACAGACAAGGCACGGAUGACUUUAUCACUGUGAACUCCAAACCAAAUCCGACCAAACUUCAACUCGUUCACUCUACAUAGUGUGCAGUCUUCCAUUUUUAAAUUCUAUCAUGGCCGGUCCCCCGACUCCUGUGUCCCGGUGCCCACUCGUUUACUUAGAGAUCCGCGAUGGACCAUCCGCCAGAGCCUAUAACUCUUCUCACCCACACAGUGCUUUCACCUUGACAAUCGAAGGUGAAAGGCCGAUCGAAUCAGAGAUGGGUAUCUUGGUCCUAUUGAUUCAUAAAGGGAAACAACAAGUGGUUUCACUUCGACUCAGCGAAAUAAGAGGAGGAUCACAGUCCUCUGGAGAGAUUAUCAGCAUCAAUAAGCAAACUAAUCGAAUCUGUGUAUCUGUACCCAAGAAGCCCCAAGCGCUCCUCGCGCAGUUCGAGGAGAAGAGAGAUUUCAGCGUUGCUGUUUGCUUGCUGCAGAGGGCUGGGUUCUUCGCCUGCGAGGCAAUACCAGCAUCUCUUCUGACAGUUCCCCCUCAACCCGGACCCCAAACACGCGAUGCCAUGUUUGACCUAAGGCCACGACUCUCCUCAAUCACGCCGCCCUCUCUAUUACCUCCGAAUGAUUUCCAAGGAGCUGGUGCUCAAUCUGACUUCUCGUUCACCACAAUGUUGAACGCUCCUUUUCAGCCUUCACCAUUUUCGACAAUCCCGACCUCGCAUAUCGAGCAGACACAAAGAGCGCAGUCAAUGCCUAUGCAAAGCUAUUUACCAGGAACCCAAAUGCGCCAUACUAGCCCAGUGACGGCACAGCUCAACCCAUACAACAUGUUGCUUGAAAGAGACGGUACACGCUCACAUAUACCUCGCGUUGGGUCACCUCUGAGGUACUCCUUUAACUUGAAUCCGCCUCCAACACAGUCACCCAUCGGUAGGACCGAAAUGAUGGUGCCUGUGAAUGUAACCAUAACAGGCCCCGAUGCUCAGAGUCUCCCAGUUCGUGAAAGCUCUAAAGUCGGUUCUUUUGAAUAUCACCAGAACGUUGCUAUUAAGAGUUAUAAUAAGCACGCAGACUUAAGAGAGGACCUUUCGCCCGAACCGUACCGUCAACAGCCACUGCACAACCAGGACUUUCGCAAUUCGAUGCCUCGGCCCAGACAGUUGCCAUUUGACUUACGCGCAAAGACCACCGCGCCAUAUGAGAAGCCUAAAGUGCAUGUCAAUGUGCAACCAGGUCUCGAGAAAUCCUCUGGCUCUGGAAAAUCCAAGGGAUCUCUUGACCAACCUUUGAGGACAGAUUCAAUCAAUUCAGGGAAAUGUCAAAGCACCUAUUCCACGUACAACACGACAAACAAGAGGCUGAAUCAGCCCAGUCGCAGAGCUCUUACGUCAGAAAACACUGAUAACUAUUCCAAUCUAACUCACAGUAUUGAAGACCAUCCUCCUGGCUCUAAUUCGGUGGGUACGUUUGCGAGUGUGAAAGCAAAAGAUGAUAUGUACAAGGACGCCGAAUGUCAGACAACCCUCCCAAAGACCCCGAAAGCUUCAACUAGCUUGCCGAGCUCUUCAGAAUUGAGACAAGAAAUCUCGGGCGUGGAGGUCUUGCCAUGGGUUAUGCUUACUGAUUGCAACACAUUGAAGGAUUUGGAUCAAGCAACAGCCACGUUGUUUGAACAGUUCGAAAAGGAUGUCGCAAGGGGUGGUGACGAAACUUUACUCGCACAGUUCUAUCUAAAGCAAGUAUGGGCAAGGCGUAGAGACUUCUGGUUUAAAAAGCUUCAAGUGAUGGUCGGUGGGGAGUGACGACUCUUUGACGAGUCACCUGCCUCUAAACCCGGACUGUUGUAUGUGAAAGGAAGGAAACUCGGACAUUUGACUUUAUUAUGGGAGUUCAAGUGAUUGUAGACAACUAAUUUAUUGCUGAAACUGACUCACCGUUCCUAAUAUAUAAAUCUUUGUACCGUACCUACCUCGGACUCUCUCGUUCUCCCCCGUCAACAACCGACCGACCCCCU
This is a messenger RNA of Fusarium redolens, 2197 nucleotides long. RefSeq lists its product as uncharacterized. Lineage: Eukaryota; Fungi; Ascomycota; Sordariomycetes; Hypocreales; Nectriaceae. Bases 300 to 1985 code for a protein of 561 amino acids. The record is from RefSeq and is a predicted model, not a curated record. The transcript has 2 exons.